AUGACGCAGGAGGCUGUCCUCGCGAAAGCCGAGGCGCCGGACACCCGCCUCAUCUCACAGGACGCAAUGGCCGCCGCGAAGGAGCAGCUCGCGGAGGAAAAGCCGGUGCCCCACAUGGAGCCCGUCACGGGGCGCAUUCACUCGCUCGACUCCUUCAGCGCCAUCGACGGCCCGGGCCUGCGGUACAUGAUGUUCCUGCAGGGCUGCGGGAUGCGGUGCAAGUUCUGUUCGAACCCCGACACGUGGCUGCUGCACGAGGGCCUCGAGACGGACUCGGCGGCUAUCGGGGAGAAGAUCAAGUCCGUCGAGCCGUACCUGCGGCGCGGUGGCGGCGGCGUGACGCUGAGCGGCGGCGAGCCGCUCCUGCAGCCGCGCUUCGCGGCCGCCAUCCUGAAGGAGGCGCACGCGCUGGGGCUGCACACGGCGAUCGACACGACGGGGCAGGGCACGAAGCACCGGCACUGGGACGUGGUGCUGCCGCACGUGGACCUCGUCAUGCUGUGCACGAAGAGCCCGAAGCCCGACGUGUACGCCAGCCUCACGGGGCACGACCAGCGCGGCAUGCUGCGGUUCGCCAAGGAGGUGGCCGUGCGGGGCAUCCCGCUGUGGCUGCGCUACGUGAUGAUCCCGGGCAUGACGGACUCGGACUACGACGCGGAGUGGCUCAUCAAGUUCGCGCGCGCCCACCCUACCUUCGAGAAGGUGGACCUGCUGCCGUACCACAAGCUCGGCGUGAACAAGUGGGAGGCCAUGGGGAUGCCCUACCCGCUGGAGGGACAGCGCUCGCCCUCGCACGACGAGGCCAAGGCCUUCGCGCAGAAGCUCCGCGACGCCGGGCUGUCCGUGAUCGUGAACGCCUAG
Molecule: messenger RNA, 861 nt
Organism: Pedinophyceae sp. YPF-701
Lineage: Eukaryota; Viridiplantae; Chlorophyta; Pedinophyceae
Source: the annotation of a GenBank genome assembly